This is a messenger RNA of Dentiscutata heterogama, 408 nucleotides long. NCBI's taxonomy places the organism in Eukaryota, Fungi, Glomeromycota, Glomeromycetes, Diversisporales, Gigasporaceae. The record is from the annotation of a GenBank genome assembly.
UCUUUACAAGAAUAUUUAAAUGAUUAUCUUCUUCCUGCAACUCAGGAUAAUGCUUCAUUAGAUGAUAUUAAAAAGCAUUACAUGGCAAGAAAUUUAGCUAUAAAUCUUUUAAAGAAAAUUGGUACAACAUUUACAACAAAUACUUCAAAAUCAAGAAUUGAUAAUUGGCUUUAUACUUAUAAUAUUUGUAGUGCAGCUGGUGAAGCUAAACAAAUUGGUAUAAAAAAUUAUAUAUAUUAUGCACAGGCAUACUAUAUUGAAAAGGAGGCAUUUUUAUCUUUAUUACCUACACUUAUUGCAAAAUUAAAUAAAAAUGAUGCUAAAAAAUAUCCUUCAAGAGUUAAUAAAGCUUGCUCAGCUUCUAUUGAUAUAUUAAAAGAAAUUGUUGAUACUAAUUUUGGUUCUAGA